Messenger RNA from Pseudocercospora fijiensis CIRAD86, 1001 nucleotides. RefSeq lists its product as uncharacterized. The annotation marks the transcript as partial. The transcript has a single exon. Lineage: Eukaryota; Fungi; Ascomycota; Dothideomycetes; Mycosphaerellales; Mycosphaerellaceae. The record is from RefSeq and is a predicted model, not a curated record.
AAUGACGACAGCCACUAUCACGGUGGCACAGCCAGGACAGAUGGCAAACCACCCCAUUCAGAGUCACUUGCGGCUAGCAUGCGCAUGUUUGACCAUAUUUCAAGGUCAGCGCGCCGACGGUGCCACAUUUGCUGGCAACUCAAAGUACAAUCUUGGAUUCGAUGCUGCUUGGUCGGAAGCCAUGAACCUGGAUCAAAAUGCUCUGAAGGAGCCCAAGUCGGCCGAAGCAGCGCUCUGGGCUGUCUUCAUCAUCUGCGUGACAUGCGAGUCCACCAUCACUUUCUUCCACCGCGUGCUCUACGAUUUGAUGUCAUCCCUCCAGCUUCAAUAUUGGGAACAAGUACGGAAUGUCUUACUGGAUUUCAUCUAUCCUGGCAGUUUCCUGGACGAGCCUUGCAGAGCCUUCUACAAUAAACUGCAAGCGGGUCAAGUGCCAGUCAGCUGAAGCACUUGGGCUUGUUGAAUGCGUCUAUUAGACGCCUGUGGGGAAGUCAGUAUGCAGCUCGAAGUUUGAGCAGCCGGUCCGUGGUGAAUAGCCAUGCACCAGCCUCGGAAUAGCGCACUCGCCCCGGCCGAUGACUCGUCUGAGCACGUCACUGUGCCAUGACAUAUUCCUGGUAUCGGAUUGUGGACAUCGAGGAAUCGUUCCAGCUCUUGAUUCUCAGGCCCGAGCGGCGAUCAUCCUCGGUGUGAGGCUUCUGGAGAAACACCACGAAGAAUGCCACUGAUGUCGUUGGCUCAAAAAAAUGCUCGCAAGAAUUUCCGCCACCCGGGAGAUAUUGAGUGGAAGGAUGAGGGCGAAGGAAUGCUUCAAACACAUGCCGAAUAUCUCAGAAAGAGAGGGACAAGAACAGGAACAGAAUCCAAGAUCUUUUGAAAUCUAGAAGGAUCACGCACACAAUUAUUAUGCUGCAUGGAUUAGCUGCAUACCAAAUGCAUGUAGGUAGGCGACAGCAACAAGACUACUGUAACAGUCACAGAAAACGCGCUAGUAGCUUAUG